CUCCGUUCUGCUCCUGUCUGUUCUUCCGGUAGCUAUGGCCGCGGCCGUGGUUGGGGUGCUGCGAGGGGUUCUCCUGCCCCAGGCGGGCCGGCUGCCCACCGUCCAGAGCGUGCGACAUGGCUCUAAGGCUGUGACCCGCCACUGGCGUGUCAUGCACUACCAGCGGCAGAAGCUGAUGGCUGUGACCGAGUAUAUCCCUCCCCGGCCGGCCGUGAAUCCACGCUGUCUGCCGCCUCCCUCCAAGGCCUCCAAGGAGGAGUCAGGCCUCAUCCGGCUCCUCCGGCGGGAGAUAGCAGCGGUUUUCCGAGACCACCGAAUGAUCGCCGUCUGCCAGAACGUGGCCAUCAGCGCCGAGGACAAGCUCCUCCUGCGGCACCAGCUGCGCAGACACCAGAUCCUGGUGAAGGUCUUCCCCAACCAGGUCCUGAGGCCCUUCUUAGAGGAUUCCAAAUACCAAAGCCUGCUGCCUCUGUUUGUGGGCCACAACAUGCUGCUGGUCAGCGAGGAGCCCAAGGUCAAGGAGAUGGUGCGGAUCCUAAAGACGAUGCCCUUCCUGCCGCUGCUGGGUGGCUGCAUCGACGACACCAUCCUGAGCAGGCAGGGCUUCCUGAACUACGCCAAGCUGCCGAGCCUGGCCCUGCUGCAGGGCGAGCUGAUAGGAGGACUCGGCCUCCUCCUGGGCCAGACCUGUGCCCUGCUCCAGCGCCAGCCCGUACAGCUGACUGCCCUGUUGGAGCAGCACAUCAGACAGCAGCAGGACAGGCCCUCGACCUCGACAGCUGGUGGGAAGCCAGGCCCUCCCGAGCCUGUCCUGGACUCCUAGUGCCUGGCGCCUGGCCCCCCACGACACACCCAGCGUGACUGCAGGCCUCCGUGGGCCAUGGGAGGCACUCAGCGUGGCGUGGGCGACCUGACUUCCAUCAGCAGCCCCCUCCCUGUGUCCAGGGCUGGCUACUGGGGAGACAGCUGAGGCUGUUAGUCACUGUCUCUGUCCUCAUGCCCCAGCUGGGGACCUGACAGAAGCAGCACCUUCUGUUCUCAGUUGUGCAGCUGGAAGGCUGCAGCUCCGCCCUGGCCUCUUCCCCCGGUCCACUGCUCCUUGCUGAUGUCUUCCUGCCCUCUUGGAGGGCCUGGCAGCCACACGACCUCUGCUGAGUGAUGGCGCACGGAGUGGCCUGGUUGAGCUUGCACAGUGCCUGGACCCGGGAGCAAAGGGCAGUGUGUGAAUGGCCCGUCACAGGUCUUGCAGGUAGCAACAACAGGACAGUGAUGCAGACUAGGCUGUUGCCCUGAAUCUGGGUUGCCCACAUGGUUCCUGGUGGCUUGGAGGCCAGCUCCCUGUCCUCGGGCGCCACCCCAGCCACAGAGGGUACCCUCUGAUAAAGUGAAACGUAAUUAA
Molecule: messenger RNA, 1399 nt
Organism: Octodon degus (degu)
Lineage: Eukaryota; Metazoa; Chordata; Mammalia; Rodentia; Octodontidae
Gene: Mrpl10
Product: mitochondrial ribosomal protein L10
Exons: 5
Coding region: 35-823 (262 amino acids)
Biological process (GO): translation
Cellular component (GO): mitochondrial large ribosomal subunit
Molecular function (GO): structural constituent of ribosome
Source: RefSeq, a predicted model, not a curated record